UCGCUAUCAACCACGGAAGGCAGAUCCAUCCUGUUGUGCGACCAUAUAUCUGCUUGCCCCCGAUCCUACUAGACUGUGGUGUCGUUGAACAUGUCCGACCCCUCGACCACGCCGCCUGCGCCAGGCGCCCCACCAGCGGACCAACCACAGGGUGUGGGCCAUAUUGAGGUGGAUACGGCAGAGGGCUUCGGUGAUCUCGAUUCUGGGUUUGGCGAUACCGCAAGCGAGACGACGUCGCUGGCUUCAUCGGUUCGGAAUCACCAAUACGAAAAUGGCCGACGAUAUCAUUCGUACAAGGCUGGAACCUACCUCUCGCCGAACGAUGAGCAGGAGGCCGACCGAUUAGACAUGCACCAUCAUAUGAUGCUGCUCCAACUCAAUGGCGAGCUGCAUCUUGCUCCCCUGGAUGAGCACUUCUCCGGGCGUGUAUUGGACCUUGGGGCCGGAACAGGAAUCUGGGCUAUGGACAUGGCGGACAAGUAUUCUGCCGCAGUCGUCACGGGCAUCGACCUCAGCCCAGUUCAAGCGCAAUUCGUCCCCCCGAACUGCUACUUCGAAGUCGACGACAUGGAAGAGCCAUGGACCUACCGACAUCCCUUCGAAUUGAUCCACGCAAGCUGGCUGGCCGGGUCCAUCCGCGACUGGGACCAACUCGUCAAGCAGUGUUACGACAACCUCACCCCAGGCGGAUGGGUCGAGUUCAAGGACUGGGACUACCGCCCCCGCUUGCCCGAUGGCUCGCUCGAUCUCCCCGACAACACUGUCAAGAAGUGGCACAAAGUGGUCAUGAGCACGGCCGAGGAGAAGGCAGGGAGAUCGACCACCCCGGCGGUGGGUCUUAAGGACCGGGUGACCAAGACGGGUUUCGUGAAUGUGCAGGAGACGGUUUUGAAGACGCCUAUUGGCAUCUGGCCCAAGGAUCCGGUGUUGAAAGAAAUUGGGAGGUGCUACCGGUUGGCCCUGGACGAGGGGUUGGAGGCGAUCAGUUUGCGGAUGUUGACCCAGCUAGCGGGCUGGUCAACGUUAGAGGCUCAAGUGCUGAACGCUGAUUUUAGAAAAGCGAUGAAGGAAUUCCCUUUCUACCACAACUAUCACGUCAUCUACGGCCAGAAGCCGCCGGCGGGGACUUCAUGAGUGUUCAUGUUGCAAAGGUGCGACCAUACCGCAUUUCCGACUGUUCGAAUGCCACCAGGUGGAUACGUUAUUGUGGGUGGCAUUAUUUGGACUGAGUACACUACUUCACACGACUGUUACGAUUCUCCUUGUUAUUCAGUAAGCUU
Molecule: messenger RNA, 1280 nt
Organism: Eremomyces bilateralis CBS 781.70
Lineage: Eukaryota; Fungi; Ascomycota; Dothideomycetes; Eremomycetales; Eremomycetaceae
Product: S-adenosyl-L-methionine-dependent methyltransferase
Exons: 6
Coding region: 91-1134 (347 amino acids)
Molecular function (GO): methyltransferase activity
Source: RefSeq, a predicted model, not a curated record